CGUGGACGUGAACGCACGCUCACGCGUCAACCAGGGAGUUUCCGCCGCUCCGCUUUCGCCAUGGACUCCAGAAGUGCUGAUCGGCAGCCUCUGCUUGUACUGUAUGUACAUAGUGUAUGGACUCUGCGUAUAUAUAGGUAGCGACGACACCUGGACGUAUUGCUCAGUGAACUUCCCCACCUUCAGGGUUCACAAUCGACCGUCCACAGGCAUCCACAGCAUCUCCCAACGUCACGAUGCCCAAACCCAUCCCAACGCCCACCCGCACCCACCCGGCCCUAACGCACCGCUUCAGCAUCCCCAACCGGCUCUUUCAAUCCAUCUACUCUAUCAGCAUCUUCCGCGCGGUCAUCAAUCUCACCCUCGUGCCCGUCUUCAGUUUUCGGACAUUGCUGGGCGGGCUUGCGUUGGGUGUACGAGAUGUGAUUCUGGGCAAGCCGGAGGUGGGGAGGGAGGUGCAGGGGGUUGGGAUGAGGGAGUUGUGUGAAGAUGAGAGCUAUGGCAAACACGAACUAGCAACCGUAAACAACGUCACCCUCCACUACGUCACAAAAGGCACCGGCCCCCUCCUCCUCUUCCUCCACGGCUUCCCCGAAUGCUGGUACAUGUGGACCCCCCUCCUCUCCCACUUCACUGCCACCCACACCUGCGUCGCCCUCGACAUGCGCGGCUACGGCCUCUCCGACAAACCCGCGGGUAUCUCCCCCUACCACAUCACAGAACUCGUCACAGACGUCCGGGAAUUGGUCAAACACCUCGGCCACGACAAAUUCCAUCUCGUCGCGCACGAUUGGGGCGGCGCAAUCGCAUGGGAAUACGCGCACAUCCACCCGGACACGCUCUCCUCACUCACGAUCCUCAACGCCCCGCAUUUCAGAACCUUCAACGCCAACAUGACACCCCACCAGUUGUGGAUGUCCUGGUACAUGUUCCUCCACCAGAUCCCUGCGAUCCCGGAAUGGCUGUACACGCGCGACGGCGGGGACCGGUUCUUUGACGGGGCGUUUGAGGGCGUGCAGACGGAGCGGGUGGGGGAGAACAAGGUGGUUUACCGCGCGGCGUUGAUGGUGCCCGGGGCGAUGCGCGCGGCGGUUACUUAUUACAGAGCGAUCUAUGCGGCGAGGGGGCGAGACUUGAAGUGGAGGGAGGUCGUGGAGGUGCCGACGUUGGUGGUUUGGGGGGAGAAGGAUCCGGCGUUGGAUAUGGAGGUGAAUCUAGCAGGCCUGCAGAACCGCUUCCCCAACAUCGAAGUGGCAUCUAUCCCCGGCUGCGGCCAUUUCGUAGUCGAUGAGCAGCCCGAGAUCGUCACGGCGUUGUUGGACGAGCAUUUGAAGAAGAAUGGGGGGAAGUAGUUGUAGGAUGAGAUCAGUAGUACAAUCUAAUAUAGUAUAGGUGAAACACAUCAAGAUAUGGAACACAUGGCGGAGUAAGGUGGGA
Molecule: messenger RNA, 1437 nt
Organism: Fimicolochytrium jonesii
Lineage: Eukaryota; Fungi; Chytridiomycota; Chytridiomycetes; Spizellomycetales; Powellomycetaceae
Product: Alpha/Beta hydrolase protein
Exons: 3
Coding region: 237-1352 (371 amino acids)
Molecular function (GO): hydrolase activity
Source: RefSeq, a predicted model, not a curated record